Molecule: messenger RNA, 252 nt
Organism: Angiostrongylus costaricensis
Lineage: Eukaryota; Metazoa; Nematoda; Chromadorea; Rhabditida; Metastrongylidae
Source: the annotation of a GenBank genome assembly
AUGUUUCCCAUACUACCGCUGGUCCGUCGAAUGUCCUAUCUUGCAUCUAGAUACACUGGACGAGGUGAUGUACAUGUGGUAGAUCCUGCAGUCGAUCUGAGGUAUAUCUUUGAGGAUACCGAGAAGUUGCGUCGUUCACUAGAGGAGCGUCGUAGUAAUGUUGAUAUUACCCAAGUGAAGGAAAAUUAUGACGCAUGGCUGGACAAGUAUCAAACAUGGAAAGCGUCGGCUGAUCAGUCUAAGGUAGUUUAG